Messenger RNA from Sporisorium graminicola, 2067 nucleotides. RefSeq lists its product as uncharacterized. Lineage: Eukaryota; Fungi; Basidiomycota; Ustilaginomycetes; Ustilaginales; Ustilaginaceae. Gene Ontology annotation, cellular component: MICOS complex. The transcript has a single exon. Bases 1 to 2067 code for a protein of 688 amino acids. The record is from RefSeq and is a predicted model, not a curated record. Gene Ontology annotation, biological process: cristae formation.
AUGAUGAACCGCGCCGCUGCUCUGCGUAGGGCUUCCGCACUCGGCCCUGCGUCUGCUGCUCGCUCCCGCAGCGCUGCUGCCGCUGGUGGUGUCCGAUCAUAUGCUACUGGUGCGGAUGCUGGCUCAAGAUCCGUCACCGGUCGCUUCCUGCUAUACAGCACCGUCGGUGCCACGCUCUUUUACGGCAUCUCCACCGUGGCAGCGCUCAACAACGACCGAUACAACCACUUUUUCGUAGAGAGCAUCCCAGGCGGCGAGCGCAUCAUCGACUACCUCGACACACACGAUGUCGGCCAGGAGAUCAAGAACAUCAACCUCGGAGGCUAUGGCGACAAGGCGAUCGACGUGACCAAGACCGCGUACGACAGCGUCAGCGGCGCAGUGGGCCGUGUUCUCAGCGGCGAUGCGGGUGCAAGCGAGAGCACGGGCGAUGAGCGCGAUGCUCGUCUCAGAGUCGCCGAGGCUCGUGACAUGGCGAAAGCGGAAGCAGACAGGCUUGCGCAGAAGGCCAAGGCAGGUGCCAAGAAAAUCGAAGAUGAAGCCGAGAGUGCGCUCAAAUCCGUCCAGGACAAGACUUCGGAGCUCGUCAACCGCGCCAAAGCGGCUGCUUCAAAGGCAGAGGCCAAGGUGCGCGGCGAAGCUGCCGAUGCUAAACAGGACGGCCGGAACGUGAUCCAGCGCGCCGUUGACAGCGUCCAGGUCAUGACCGACAUUGGCGCCAACACCAAAGCCGCUCCUUCCAAGAGCGCUGCGCCUGGCAAGGGCCCCAAGGAAGAGGUCAAGCAGACCUACACUGGCGAGCUCCCUGUCAACCACGAGCCUCCUGCGGGCUACGCCGCCCCUCGUCGUGACCGAGGUCUGCAGGCACCCGACUCGGGCGCUGCCCGUCUGCGCCCUGACCCCCAAGCGCCCAAGCUGCCUCUGCUCGCCCCAUCCAUCAAGAGCCUUUCUGGGUCCGAGCCCAUGAUCGCUCAGCUUGCGGGAACCAUCGAUGAGCUCACCACGUUCCUCAAGGAGACCCCCUCGUCGGGCGCCAAGGCCAAGGGCGUGCUCGAGAACGCUCAGGUCGACCUCGAGCAGUUGAGCCAGCGUCUCGAGACCAUCAAGCGCGAAGAGGCCAAGCGUGUCGAGAACAGCUUGGCAGCGCAGGCCAAGCGAUACGAAGCGCAGAUCUCGCAGCAGUCGCAAGAGGCGGCUAACAAGCUAUCGACGCGUGAGUCGGACUGGCAAAAGUCGUUUGAGGAGGAGCGUGCCAAGCAGAUGGAGCAGUUCAAGGAGAAGCUCGAGAAGGAGCUUGCCACGCAGAGCCAGAUCAUCAAUGAGAGGCUCAAGGAGGAGGUUAUUGCGCAGGGCAUUGAGCUGCAGCGACGAUGGAUGAAGGACAUCAAGGCCAAGGUGGAGGAGGAGCGUGGCGGGCGUCUGGCCAAGCUUGACGAGCUGGCUACGGAGCUCAAGAGUCUCGAGAAGGUGAGCUUGGACAACAGCAGUGUGUUGGAGGAGAAUGUGUCGGUGCAUACGCUGUGGACGGCCGUGCGAGCCGUGCAGCAUGCGCUCGACGAUACCUCGGCUUCCAAGCGUCCGUUUGCCGAGCAGCUGCGUGUGCUCAAGGGCACCUCCAAGGCGCGCGACGACCCCGUGCUCUCGGCCGCCAUCGAGGCACUCGACACCAGUGGAGCCGCGGACACGGGCGUCGAGUCGUUUGUAACGCUCAAGCAGUGGUUCGACAACAAGGUGGGCCCGCGUGUGCGUCAGGUCUCGCUCGUGCCCUCCCCGGAGACGGCGGGCGUGCUCUCGCACCUCGCCUCGGCUGCGCUCUCGCCCAUCCUGUUCCACAAGAAGGGCCUUGUGCCGGGCGAAGACGUGCCCUCGGUCAUCGCAAGGGCCGAGUACUACCUCGACCGCAAAGACCUCGACUCGGCCACGCGCGAGCUCAACCAGCUCAAAGGCUGGCCCAAACUGCUCGCUGCCGACUGGCUCGCCGCCUCGCGCAAGCGCCUCGAGGUGCAGCAGGCGCUCGACGUGGUACAGACCGAAGCCAGCUUGGCUUCGCUCAUGGUUUCCGCCUGA